Asparagus officinalis (garden asparagus) is the source of this 1422-nucleotide messenger RNA. Its product is annotated as xyloglucan galactosyltransferase KATAMARI1 homolog. Bases 1 to 1422 code for a protein of 473 amino acids. Gene Ontology annotation, molecular function: glycosyltransferase activity. NCBI's taxonomy places the organism in Eukaryota, Viridiplantae, Streptophyta, Magnoliopsida, Asparagales, Asparagaceae. The transcript has a single exon. The record is from RefSeq and is a predicted model, not a curated record.
AUGGAGAAACUCAACAAGCUCAACAACGCUAAAUUCCUCUUCAAUUCUCUCACCACCAUCUUCUUUGCCCUCUGGCUCCUCCUCCUCUUCUCCUACGACUUCUCCGAGCGACCGGCCGGCGUCGACCGAUGCGCCGGCCGAUACAUCUACGUCCAAACCCUUCCUAGCAAGUUCAAUUCGGACCUAAUCUCUGCAUGUCACGACCUCAGUACGUGGACCGACAUGUGCCCGUUCACCGCCAACGCCGGUCUCGGACCACCGAUCGGCAACCCCGACGGGAUUUUAUCCGAGACCGGUUGGUAUAAUACUAACCAGUUCACGCUCGAGCUCAUAUUUCACAAUAGAAUGAAGACGUACGACUGUUUAACUACAAACCCAUCCUUAGCAUCGGCUAUCUACGUCCCUUUUUAUGCGGGUCUUGACAUUGGUAGGUAUUUAUGGGGACACAAUUCAUCGGUCCGAGACGCGUCGGCGGUCGAUCUCAUCCGUUGGCUGAAAUCACGGCCGGAGUGGUCCCGGAUGGACGGCCGAGAUCACUUCUUCGUCGCCGGGAGGAUCACUUGGGAUUUUAGGAGGUUGAGUGAGUAUGGGGACUGGGGUAGCACUUUGUUAUUGAUGCCCGAGGCUAAAAACAUGACUUGUUUGGUUAUUGAGUCCAGUCCUUGGCAUAGCAAUGACGUUGGUAUACCUUACCCUACUUACUUCCAUCCUUCAACAAAUGCAGAGGUUGUAUCUUGGCAAGAGAGGAUGAGGAGCCUAGAGAGGCCGUGGCUGUUCUCGUUCGCCGGAGCGCCGAGGCCGAACACGACCGGAUCUAUCCGAGACCUGCUUAUCGAGCAAUGUCGGUCGUCGGAGCGAUGCAAGUUGCUAGAAUGCCCCUCGGGGCCUAGUAAAUGCCACUCUCCUAGUAGGGUGAUGAAGUUGUUCCAGAGCUCGGUGUUCUGUUUACAGCCCCAGGGGGAUUCGUAUACGAGGCGAUCGACGUUCGAUUCUAUGUUGGCCGGGUGUAUCCCCGUGUUCUUUCAUCCAGGGUCGGCGUACGUGCAGUACGUAUGGCAUCUACCGAGGAAUUAUACGACGUAUUCGGUGUUUAUACCGGAGGAUGAUGUGAGGGAGGGGAGGGUGAGGGUAGAAGAGGUUUUGAGGGGUUUUGGGGAGAGUGAGGUGAAGAGAAUGAGAGAGGAGGUCGUGAGGAUUAUACCGAGAUCGGUGUAUAAUGAUCCUAGGGUGAAGAUUGAAGGAGUGAAGGAUGCUUUUGAUGUAGCUGUUGAGGGGGUGAUCAAGAGGGUUGAGAAGAGGAGGGGAGAGGUUGAAGACGGGGUUUCCGUAGGGCUUGAAGAUGAUGAACAUCACAGCUGGAAGCACGGUUUGGUCGGUAGAGGAGAAGAGCAUGAGUGGGAUCAUUUUUUUGAUCAGAAAUAA